Messenger RNA from Anopheles darlingi, 2606 nucleotides. RefSeq names its product mitosis initiation protein fs(1)Ya (gene fs(1)Ya). Bases 131 to 2398 code for a protein of 755 amino acids. The record is from RefSeq and is a predicted model, not a curated record. NCBI's taxonomy places the organism in Eukaryota, Metazoa, Arthropoda, Insecta, Diptera, Culicidae. The transcript has 3 exons.
GCAGCGACGACGAUCGGCCAUUAUUGCAGCGGCCAGCAGGAUGGCGGCGAAGCGAGUCUAGCGAGUGUGUUCGUGGUUCUACAAUACGGGCCUCUUGCUCUUCACUGAUCGACCAACAUCUGAUAUCAGAAUGAUUAUCUCAGCUGAGGUUAAAUGCCGAACCUGUGAUCAGGUGUUUUGCUGUGCCAAAUGCCGAAUUAAGCACGAAGAUGGCUACCAUCCUGAGGUGGCCAUGAUACGCAAGAUUUGCUACAUCUGCAACGACCGUCCAUUCCCGUUGCGUAGAGACACAGUCAUUUCACCGAACAACCUACUGCUCGCGCACAUUUUUAAGGAGCACUUGCCACUGCGUUGCAACAGCUGCACAAAACUUUUCCUCUCGCCGGAUGACUUUAAAAAGAUCGGGAAAUGUUUUCAAUUUUGCCCGACCGCAGCGGCCGAAAAGCAGGGUGCAUGUCUGCUGGAAAGUCAGCAGGAAGGUGCCACGAUACCAGUGCCGGAUCGUCGCACUACGGUGAAUGAUGAUGAAGAUAAGGAAAAUGACAACAAGGCGACCGCUGUCAUUGUGCCGGUCGUUGCGGAGUCAAAGCAGAGGCCACAAAAACGGAGAAGCAUCCCGCCCUCGGGAGAUCUGUAUCCAGUUCCCGAGCCCCAGCAGGAAAUAGAAGAGGUGGAUGAAGCGCUGUUAACACCUCUGACCAAAAUCAACCUUCGCUGGAAGCGCAAAAGUCGCCAAAGCUUCGAUAGUAUGCUCUCGACCACGGCAAACAACAAUAGCUCAACGUUGGAGAGCAAUCGGGUAGCUGAUGCAGCAGGGCCACGGCCAAAGCUUGUUCGCAGCACCUCUACCCCGAUGUACCAGUGGCAGAUACUACCAUCGAUGAAGAUAUCGAAUGAUUCGUUUACGGCGAACUUGGGUCAAAUGUCGAGCAUACACUGUAGCAGUGGCAGUGAUACGGAUAGUCGUGCGGAUGAUAUCUGCUCUCCUCCACCACCUGCCUCGGCACCAUUGCAGGCACCGAAACCAGCGAUAGUUGUAGCCGACCCUAGCCCAACGGAAGACUUCCAUAAGGUUCGCGCUAUUAUUCGCAACCAAUCGAAGGCGGCAGCGACACCGCUACGCCAGGUUAUGUCAAAAAGCAUCCAGCGGGCGAUCGCUCAGCACACCCAACAACACACACGCCAACAGCAGCAUCAGCAACUUGGUGCGUACUCGAAGAUGCUACAGCCAGGAACCCAACGCAAAAUGAGCUUCAGCUCAACGAUCAGCAGCGUGGGCAACGAUAGUAGCAACAACAGUACGAUCGCUUCGCCGAUACCUGAUCCAUUAGAUCUUCGUACAACGCCCGCAAUGAAACGAGGUGGAAAGCAACCGCGGCCUAAGCCCAUGGACACGGUGCAACCCACCAUCGCCAGCAGCACCGUAAGCGAUGUGCAGGCUCAGGGCGAUGAGCACGAGACCGAGUAUUAUGAAACGCAUCGGGAUCUAGAAUCGUUACGAGCGGCGGACGAGACGACGGCGGCCGAGCGAGAAAAUCGAGAAAACAAUUGGAAGCUUCAUACUGAUGGAAGAGGCGGCAAAGGACAGCCGGCUAACCGCAGCUACGAGCGAACCCCAAAAUCGUCCGGAACGCUUCUCAAAAAGGUGAUUUCAUUCCAGGGUAUUAACACCGCGGCGCAACCCGAUAAAGACAAUACGGAGAGUCUGGAGGAUGAAGAGGACGUUUGGGGUACUCCAUGUGCUGUGGUGCCACCCAUGCGGAGCUAUAGCUGUUCAGCGGUUGGUCUCGGCGAUACCUUCCAAGCAGCAUCGUCACCGAUGGAUCCCGAGAACGAAGCCUACAAUGAUGACGUUUUCUCUAGUUCGACUAACCUGAAUGUUCCGAAGGAGAAGGUAGAAACUCAUAAGAACUAUGACAUGAGAGAAGGGAAAAUAGCUGGCCCCGCUGGUGGUGGCAGCCGACUUUGGUCUAUAGUUUCGAACGUCAUUCGAUUGGCAUCGCGUAGUGACGUGCUACAAGAGAAUUCGCCACAACCGGCAGCCGAAACGUCUGCCGAGUCCGUUGGUGGAGGGAUUGUGCGACGUGCCAUAUCAUUUGCCGAUUAUCUUAAGACACGCUACAGCUCUGACCAUGACGGUGCAGCACGGCGAACAUCAUCCUCCGGUUCGGACGAGUAUCGCGUUGCGGCUGCCUCAAACUGCAAGAAACGGAAACGGGCUACAUCGGUGUAUGCUUCCCGAUCUGCAUACACUGUCGUUAGUGGCAAUGGUCCGCUGCCGGUGCUUCCACCGGUGACGAAGGUGACCUAUAGUCCAGCCGCCAAACGUAAGCGUAUCCAGGCUCGUCAGCCCAUCCAUCGGCUGCGACAUGGAAGCGACGAUAGUGCCAGCAACUGAAACGUACCGCCUCAUUCAUAAUCAUGCUAGGAAUCUCGCUCUUCCAGUAGUCUCUGCGUGCGACGUGGAGCGCCGAAACGAAGAUUGUUAUACGUCGAAUACUCCGCAAUGGCCUUCCUUUGGUGCAUUAUGUUUAAGGGAAGAUUGUAAUUCUAACGUGCCAUCAUAGCUUGACUUGAUGAGAUGGAAAUAAACGCGUUUAAAAAAU